AUGGCGGAAUCGAUCACAAACGCAUUAAGCAAAGUGCGCCUCCCGGCCGACCGGCUAACGCUCGUCUUCACCACCGCCGCCGUGCUUGGCAGCGCGCUCGUGUUACCCACCAUCUACCGCGACUACUGCACCUUCCGGGACUACGGACCGGGCGGGAUCCCGAACAAUGUCAUCGGCUGGCUGACGGUGCGCGCGCUGUUCCAGCCGUUCAAGCGCGAGAUGUUCACCACGGAGGAAUACGUGAAGCGGGUGGAAGCGGCCGAGGGCCACGGGAAGGGCGAUGAUGGGUACCUGACCCUGUCGCCGGAGCAGCUUGCAUCGCGCAGUGUGACGGAUCGGCCUGUCGUGGGACCUCACGUCGUGCCGCAGCGGCAGUUGACGCAGAUCCCGGAUGACGAUAUUAUGGAUAAAUUCUGCGCGGCGUUUUCCUCGUUCGAGCUGCGCAAUCAUCACCUUGUCAAGUUACAGCAGUCGAAUCAGGAGGAAUAUUCGGAUGCGCUUUUCUUGGCGGAUCAUUUGCCUGCGACGGAUCUGGCGAUGACCAUGAAGGGCGAGAUUGCGCAUCUUCAUUCGGGCAAUGACCAUUCCGUGCACGUUGUCUGCGCGCCGGCCGACUGCAAGAAAAUCAUCGAGGCCGGAUGGGGCCAGCGACACGGGUUCUCGGGCACCUCGGCCAUGACAUUCCUGAGUUUGGGCACACUGCCCGAUAUUCCUUCGGAGUACAUUAUGAUUUAUGCGCCGCGCACAGAGGCCGAGAUUCAGACGGUGAUGGAUAUCGUUGCAGCCGGUGUCAAGUUCAUGACGGGAUGCGAGGACGUGCGGUAG
Molecule: messenger RNA, 825 nt
Organism: Penicillium cinerascens
Lineage: Eukaryota; Fungi; Ascomycota; Eurotiomycetes; Eurotiales; Aspergillaceae
Exons: 3
Coding region: 1-825 (274 amino acids)
Source: RefSeq, a predicted model, not a curated record